CUUUUAGACCAGGACACUUUUUCGGAGGGGAACAAAAAAAAUCGGCGGCGGUGUGUAGAUGAGUGUCGUUUUGCCCUAGUACCAACAGCACAGGGUUGACUAGUAGGCUGUUUAACGUUACCCAGAGCAUCUGCUGACCAAGUAUUUUAAAAGGGUGCGGAGCGAUCCGGGACCGGCGGCGCAUGGAAGCAUGUCUAGCAUGUCUCAAGACCGAAGCAGCCGCUGGACGGACAUACAGAAAGGACUGCAGUUCAUACAGUCUACCCUGCCCUUUCCUGGAACUCAGGAGGAGUAUGAGGUGUUCCUCCGGGACCUGGUGUGGAAGCUGUUUGGGGAGGGAAAUGACAUCUAUAGCGAGGGCGAGUGGGCGCGCUCAGUGGAGCUGUACACCGAGGCCUUGAGCAUCGCCGAGUACGCCGACUCCGAAGACAUCAGCAUCUCCAACACGGUGCUGGAGAAGCUGCACGCUAAUCGCGCCGCUGCCUAUUUAAACAUGGGUGUCCAUGACCAGGCCCUGGAGGACUGCGAUAAGGCCCUGCAGCUGAACGAGGGGAAUCACAGAGCCCUGUACCGCAAGGCCCGGUCCCUGAAGGAGCUGGAGAGGCACAAGGAGGCGUACGAGGCUGUGGCCCAGUGCUCGCUGGCUGUACCUCAGGAUCCAAGUGUCAUAAAACUGACUCAGGAGCUGGCUAAAAUGUUGGGCCUAAAAAUACGUAAAGCAUACGUAAGGAGUAAGCCUGCGCUGAAUGUGCUGCAGGGCUCCGGCAGCUCGGGGGCGAGUAGCGAUAAGUGUUGUCAAGGGUCUGAAUCCGUGGAGGAUAUUGAGAUGGCGCCGCAGCCCACGCAGGAGAUGGGCGGAGCCCCGCCGGGUCCCGGCCCCGCCCCUCGCCCCCUCGCCGGCGAGAAGCCCGAGUGCGAGUCGGCGCCGGUCAGCGCCAUGUCCUCCGUCUCCCCCAUCGAGGUCCACAACCCCGAGAAGCCCCCGAUGCCCGUGGCCGCGCCCCUGACCGUCCCCGUCGCCACGCCCAUGGCCACGCCCCCGCUGGUGAACGGGGCCAGGGCUAACGAGUCGUACCCUGUCCCGGAGUCCCGCCUGGACUACGACACCGAAAUCAUCGGGGACGAUCUGGACGAGCUGCUGGACAGGGCGGGCCCUGCUGAGCCUCCUAUGGCCGUUCCCGCUCUGAAGGGACCCGUCCCACUUCCUGCCAGCAUCCCCAGCAGCAGCCCCACCGCCCUGCACAUGCCCUCCCUCCACACCAGCCAUUCUUUCAUCCCCGUGCCCCCUGUCAACCUGCCCCCCCUUUAUCACCAAGCGGGGUACUCGGCGCUGGGGCUGGACUCCUACUCCUCCCCCCUGGAUUCGCUGGACAGCCUGUCCAUAUCCGAAUCCGAGGCAGUGUACGGCCAGGCUUCCUUUAUGCCAGUUGUUGGGGUUGGUGACGGGGCUCAGGGCCCCCCCGUGGGGAUGGGCUUCAUCGUGUCGGAGGGAGUGGACCUGGCCAAAAAUCCUCUGGCCGACACGCAUGAAUUUAAACAGGCCUGCAGCGGCUGCUUCAUAAAAACCGGUACCGGUCUGUUGGAUUAUACUUUAUAUGCAGAUGAUCACAAAUGUAAGAAGGACAUCCUGCUGGGACGAAUCAAGCUUUCAGAGGACCGUCAAGCCAAAGGCAAUAACCAAUACGAUACUAAGUACCAUUAUGUAGAGCAAUAUUACAUCUGUCGAUUAGUGUAUUGUGGUGAGGUGUGUAGGUACCACGGCCAUUGCACGUUCGCUUACUGCCAGGAGGAGAUUGACGUUUGGACUCGGGAGCGAAAAGGGGUCAUCUGCAGGGACCUGCUGUUUGACCCGUUCGGUGCCAACGGAAAGGUCAACCUGACCGUCCCCAAGAUCUUACAAGAGAAUCAUGGGAUGUUUGAGUUCCUGUGUGGGGAGUGUUUCGACCACAAACCCAGGAUCAUCAGUAAGAGGAAUAAGGAGAGCCCCACCCUCUGCUCGCACUCCGUCUCAAAGCACAACUUCGAAGACUCCAAGUGCCUCGUCCACGUCCUGCGGGACACCACGCUCCGCUACUCUAAGAUCCGGGCCUACCUGCCCCUGCAGUGCCAGCUGGACCUGUGUCGGCACGAGGUUCGAUACGGCUGCGUGCGGGAGGACAACUGCUUCUACGCCCACAGCCUCAUCGAGCUCAAAGUGUGGAUGAUGCAGCACGAACUGGGUAUUACGCACGAGAGCAUCGUUCUGGAGUCGCGAAAGUACUGGAGCGCAGUAGCCUCUUCUCAAGGCGUUGAGCCAGCCCCGAGUGUCGUUAAGAAGUUUGGACCCCCUAACCUGAAGAUGCAGUUUGUGUGCGGACAGUGCUGGCGCAACGGGCAGGUCAGCGAACCGGACAAGAACAGGAAGUACUGCAACGCCAAAGCCCGACACCCAUGGGCUAAAGAUAGGAGAGUUUUGUUGGUCAGCUCCCUGGAGCGCAAGAAGUGGACUACAAUCCGCCCACUUCCCACGAAGAAACCCAUACCUUCUCAGUUUGAGGUGAGUUUGAAACCCAUACACAUUCUGUUUGAGGUGCAUUUUCCCAUACACACUCAGUUUGGGAUGUGUGCUGUAUGCUAUCUGCUUUAUACUAUCUGAUGUGUGCUGAAUGCU
Molecule: messenger RNA, 2650 nt
Organism: Anguilla rostrata (American eel)
Lineage: Eukaryota; Metazoa; Chordata; Actinopteri; Anguilliformes; Anguillidae
Gene: zc3h7a
Product: zinc finger CCCH-type containing 7A
Exons: 21
Coding region: 191-2635 (814 amino acids)
Biological process (GO): miRNA processing
Molecular function (GO): protein binding; metal ion binding; miRNA binding
Source: RefSeq, a predicted model, not a curated record